UGGGCCAGGCAAAAGAUCCCUGGUGUGCUGUUUCGGUCAGCUUGGCUUGUGUGACCAUGGCAUGUAAAACUGGCACAAUAUGAGAUCCUAGCUUAUUCCAAAGACCCCUCUCCUUCCGAUUCACAGCAGUCUAUCCCUCCUUUGCAGCUGAAUGCCUGUGACCUUAGUUUGGGGUUACAGCUCAUGUCCACCCAGCCAGCAUGGCCAUGUUCCCCCCCCCCCAAGGAGGCUUUGUCCUUCUGGGGCUGGUAAGAGCUGGAGGGCACCAGGUUGGGGAAGGCUGAGCUAAAGAAGGAUGGGAUGAGGAGCCUGUGGCCUCUGGAUGUUGCUGGAUGCCAACUCCCCUGAGCCCCAGCCAAGUGGCCAAGGAUGACGGGAGUGGGGGUCUCAAAAAGACGCCUGCCUGCCUGCCAUGCUCUCCUUUUACAGGUGGGGGGCCGUCCGUCUUCUUGGUGGUGGCACAUCCUGGGCUCCUUUGGGAGGAAGGGCAGGAUACAAAUGGAGUAAAGAAACAUAUGAAGGAACCAAAAGGUAGAGAAGAACCGCCUGGCUCCUUCUUUGUUCACUUCCAGAUACAGGCCAAGAGAUUUUUCUGCCUUUUCCCUCCUCUUUUAUUUUUUAUUUGCUAUGCUCCUUGCUUGUUACUCCAACUGUUGAAGUUGUGGCUUAAAAAUGUCUUUCAUUUUGAGAUGCUGAGGUCUCUUUUAUCGUAUGUCAUUUUAGAAAUGUUUGAUUUAAAAUUUAGACGUGGUUUCUGAAAGACAGAAAUAGGUGAUCUCAAGAGGUAACCAUCUCCAUAGUAGCUCACCUUCAGGCCCCCAGCCAAAGCCAGACCUUUUCUAUUUAAGAAAUCCGGCACCCCCAUGAAUGGCCCCCUUCUUAGUUCAGCCGGGGUCUUGGCUUGCAGCCAGUGGUGGAUUUAGGUAAUUUUAGAUUGUGGACCUAAGGUUCUUUGGGGGCCCUUCUUGGGCAUUCUAAUGGGGGCCACUCUCUAGGGUAAUAAUUAUGCCUCAAUCAUUACAAAUGGCCUUAUGGGGUGGGGGCAUUAAAAGGCCAUGCGCAUUUGCUCACCAACCUGCAUUGGGCAUCCAGCAUUUUUUGGCCCAAGGCUCCAAGGGCAAAGAUUCAUCCACAUUUCUGUUUGCCCCAUCAUUUCCAGCCACAGGUCCAAGAGGUUUUCGUUUUGUGCUGCCACUUUUCCUGGGAAAACCUGAAUGUCAAUCCGCAGAAAACCCAACUAGAAUUUGUUCCAAUUCAGCAGUGAGCAGCAGUUUUUCCAGGAAAAGUGGCAGGACAAAAGAUGAACCUCUCUGACCCUUGAAUAGAAAUCAGGGGAGUAACAGAAGGUGGAGGAGCCCUUGCCUGCACCAGCUGCAGAGCAGAAAAGGCAGGCAGGCACAGCUCCCUGCUUGGCGUUAGGCGUUAACUGUUAAAGCACCAACAUUUCCUAACAGCCAGGAGUGGUGAGUGAAAAAAGAGAGGAGCAGCGAGUUCAGAUCCUGAAGCUGAUAGAACUGUGUAGAUGGGGUGAAGGGAAUGACCUGUUUGUUUGUUUUUCAGAUGAGAAAUUAUUCUUGCUUAUUUAUUGAAUUUAUAUCCCUCCCUUCCUCCCCAAAGAGCCCAGGGCGGCAAUCAGAUGGACCAUUUAAAACAAAAGCAAAGUGAACGUUUUAAAACGGGUUAAAACAGUCUAAAAAUAACUAUAAUUGAAAACAUCUAAAAUCAGUUACAGUUAAGAAUAUUCCAAAAGCAGUUAACCCAAAAAGAUAAAAAGCAUUCUUCCACCCAGUGAUCUUAGCCUGGAACAGUGAGAGGCAGUGUAGUGUCAUCAUUCGGAGUGCUGUUCCAGGAGGUGGAAGAUCAGGGUUCGAAUCCCCACUCAGCCAUGAAGCUCCCUGGCUGACCUUGGGCCUGUCACUCACUCACUCUCAGCCCAUGCCCCCCCCACUGGGCUGUUGUGAGGAUGAAAAGGGGGAGGGGAGCAUUGUACACACCACCUUGAGCUCCUUGGAGAGAAAAAAGGUGGAAUAUAAAUGACAUUAAUUAAUCAUCAUAAUUCUUUAGUCACCAAACGCCUGGCCAAGCAGGAAAGCUUUAAAAUGGCUCCUGAAAAUAAAUAAUGAUGGAUAACCUCUUCUGGAUCAGUGUCACACAAUAAGCCUUAAUGUGUCCACAAGGACACAUUUUCUUUUUAAACACAAGUUGUUCCCAAAGCCUUCCAGGGUUGCUGAUAAGCAGAGGACAAAAGGCCUGAUUAGGACAAAGGACAAAGGACUGUUUCUGGGGGGGGGGGCAGGCCCCUUGUCUCCCUCUUGCUGCUGGUCUGCUGCAAGGGGGGGCUUCACAUAGAAAUGGUGAAGGGGCUUUUCAGCCCUGGGGGUCCUCUUCUGUGACUCUUGGCAAAGAGGAAAGCAACAACUUGGAUUCCAGUGAGUGAGUCUGGGAAGCCUGUGAUGGAGUCCAGUGAAAGUCAGGCGAUGAGCUUUCUGGAGGCACCUGUCUAGCCACUAUCAGAGGUGGAUCUUUGGCCGAACCACCAAAGCAGGUUUGCCGCAUCAGUGUAAAGGGCCAUGUGUUUCUCUCCCCCCCCCCCAAUUUAUUUGUUGUGUUUCUAUCCCACGUUUUUCUCCCAGAAGCUCAAGGUGACCCACACGGUUCUCUCUCUCCCCAUGUAAUCCUCACCACAGCCCUGCGAGGUAGGUUAAGCCGAGAGGCCGUGACCUGCCCAAGGGAGCUUCAUGGCCAGGUGGGGGAUUUGAACCCUGGACUCUCCCAGGGUGUCAUCCGACACUAAUCUGACUCUUCUAAAUCCUUUUUCGCUGCUGCCCACAAGACCUGUGUCUUCUUUUGCUUCACCCCCCCUUUUUUUAAAAAAAAACCACCUUGAGAAGCGCCCCGACUUCUCUUUUUCUUGUUGCCUCGGGGCUUCGAUCUCUCUGCUGCGUCUCUUUGCAAGGUUGUCUCCGGCCCUUUUUCUCUGCUGAGCCACUUGGUGCUGCUCGAGAGUUUCCUGGGCUCUGGCCCUUUGCCCAAAGGGAAGCAACAGGGCAAGGGCGGCGGGAGCAAUGGAGCAGCAGGAGGAGGAGGCAGAGGACGAGGCUGCAUCGGGGGCACCAGCCUCUGCCCUCCUCCCUUCUGGGGGUCUCCCAGCAGAAGCCCUCCUUGGCAGGAUGGCAGAGGAAGACGGAGCCGAUCUGAGCUGCUCCGGGGGCCUUUGGAGACCCAGCAUGUCGGGGAUGCACCUGACUAAGAAGGGCCGUGAGCAAAGGAAGCUCGACUUGCACAGGGACUUCAUGGUGGCCUCGCCUGCCGAGUUUGUGACUCGUUUUGGAGGGAACCGUGUCAUUGAGAAGGUCCUUAUUGCCAACAAUGGCAUUGCGGCCGUGAAGUGCAUGCGUUCUAUCCGCCGCUGGGCCUAUGAGAUGUUCCGCAAUGAACGGGCCAUUAGAUUCGUGGUCAUGGUGACCCCUGAAGACCUCAAAGCAAAUGCAGAGUAUAUAAAAAUGGCCGACCAGUAUGUGCCAGUCCCCGGAGGAACGAACAAUAACAAUUAUGCCAAUGUAGAAUUAAUUGUGGAUAUUUCAAAAAGGAUUCCAGUGCAGGCUGUUUGGGCUGGUUGGGGACACGCAUCGGAAAACCCAAAACUUCCAGAAUUGCUUCACAAAAAUGGCAUUGCUUUCCUAGGCCCGCCCAGUGAGGCCAUGUGGGCUCUGGGGGACAAAGUGGCUUCCACCAUUGUGGCCCAGACGGUCCAUAUCCCCACGUUGCCUUGGAGUGGAAGCGGUUUGGUUGCUGAGUGGAUGGAGGAGGAGAAGGAGCAGCCAAGAACCAUCACUGUCCCCCUGGAGACAUAUUGGCAGGGCUGCGUCAGGGAUCAGGAUGAAGGCCUGGAGGCUUCCGAGAGAAUUGGCUACCCUGUGAUGAUCAAGGCUUCGGAGGGAGGCGGCGGCAAAGGAAUCCGGAUAGUGGAAGCGGCAGAAGAGUUUCCCACCCGCUUCAGACAGGUGCAGAGUGAGGCUCCAGGCUCUCCAAUCUUUGUGAUGAAGUUGUUGCAGCACGCCCGUCACCUUGAAGUCCAAGUCUUAGCAGAUCAGUAUGGGAAUGCUGUUUCGCUGUUUAGCCGGGACUGCUCCAUCCAAAGGAGGCACCAAAAGAUUAUUGAAGAAGCUCCAGCAACUGUAGCAGCCACCUCUGUGUUUGAAUACAUGGAACAGUGCGCUGUACGACUUGCCAAGAUAGUGGGAUACGUGAGCGCAGGAACGGUGGAAUACCUCUACAGUGAAGAUGGCAGCUUCCACUUCCUGGAGUUGAAUCCGCGCCUGCAGGUGGAACACCCCUGCACCGAGAUGAUUGCUGAUGUUAACUUGCCUGCUGCCCAGCUUCAGAUUGCCAUGGGGGUGCCUUUGCACAGACUGAAGGACAUCCGAGCCCUCUAUGGAGAACCCCCCUGGGGGGAUUCACCCAUUGCCUUCGAGAGCCCCAGCAAUGUGCCCGUCCCCAGGGGCCAUGUGAUUGCAGCACGAAUCACCAGUGAAAAUCCUGAUGAGGGCUUUAAGCCAAGCUCUGGCACUGUGCAGGAGCUGAAUUUCCGCAGCAACAAGAACGUCUGGGGGUACUUCAGUGUGGCAGCCACUGGCGGCUUGCAUGAAUUUGCUGACUCUCAGUUUGGACACUGUUUCUCCUGGGGAGAGACCCGAGAGGAAGCCAUCUCAAACUUAGUAGUAGCUCUGAAGGAGCUGUCCAUCCGUGGGGACUUCAGGACAACGGUCGAGUACCUGGUCAAGCUGCUGGAAACAGAGAGUUUCCAGACCAACGAGACUGACACCAGCUGGCUAGAUCACCUGAUUGCAGAGAAAGUGCAGGCAGAGAAGCCAGACACUAUUCUGGGCGUGGUCUGUGGUGCUCUCAACGUGGCAGAUGCUCUGUUCAGGACGUCUAUGGAUGACUUCCUGCAUUCACUGGAAAGGGGCCAAGUCCUACCAGCAGCCUCACUUUUGAACAUUGUUGACGUUGAGCUUAUUCACGAAGGCAUGAAAUACUCACUCAAGGUCGCUCGCCAGUCACUGACCACCUACGUGAUCAUAAUGAAUAACACCCACAUAGAGAUCGACGUACACAGGUUGAACGACGGGGGGCUCCUGCUCUCCUAUGAUGGCAAUAGUUAUACCACAUACAUGAAGGAAGAAACGGACCGAUACCGCAUCACCAUUGGCAAUAAAACCUGCAACUUUGAAAAGGAGAAUGACCCAACCUUGCUCCGCUCUCCCUCCACUGGGAAGCUCCUGCAGUACACGGUGGAUGACGGGGGACACGUCUGUGUGGGCCACAGCUAUGCGGAAAUCGAGGUGAUGAAGAUGGUGGUGACCUUGGCAGUGGAGGAAUCGGGCCGUGUCCAUUACGUGAAGCGGCCAGGGACAUUGCUGGAGACGGGCUGCGUUGUGGCGAGGCUUGAGCUGGACAACCCCACCAAAGUCCACCUGCCCCAGUUGUACACCGGUGGGCUGCCCACUCAACAGCCCCUGCCCAUCCUGGGUGAGAAAUUGCACCAGGUCUUCCACAACGUGCUGGAGAGCCUGAGGAACGUCAUGAACGGAUAUUGUUUGCCAGAGCCGUAUUUCAGCACCAAACUCAAGGAAUGGGUCUUCAAGCUGAUGAAGACCCUCCGGGACCCCUCUCUUCCUCUCCUGGAGCUGCAGGAGAUCAUGACGAGCAUUUCGGGCCGCAUCCCGCCAUCUGUGGAGAAGUCGAUCCGGAAAGUGAUGGCCCAGUAUGCCAGCAACAUCACCUCGGUGCUCUGCCAGUUCCCCAGCCAGCAAAUUGCCAGCAUUCUGGACAGCCAUGCAGCCACUCUGCAGCGGAAAGCUGACCGGGAGGUCUUCUUCCUCAACACCCAGAGCAUCGUGCAGCUAGUUCAGAGGUAUCGCAGUGGCAUCCGAGGCCACAUGAAAUCAGUCGUGUUGGAUCUCCUAAGGUGUUAUUUGCAGGUGGAGACCCAGUUCCAGCAAGCUCACUACGACAAAUGUGUGAUCAACCUACGCGAGCAAUACAUGCCCGACAUGACCCCGGUUCUGGAAUGCAUUUUCUCCCAUGCGCAGGUGGCAAAGAAGAAUCUCCUGGUGACGAUGUUGAUUGAUCACCUUUGUGGCCGAGACCACACCCUGAGCGAUGAGCUGAUGGCCAUUCUGAACGAGCUGACUCAGCUUAGCAAAACGGAGCACUCCAAAGUGGCCUUGAGGGCCAGGCAGGUGCUGAUUGCCUCCCACCUCCCUUCCUACGAACUGAGGCACAACCAGGUGGAAUCCAUUUUCCUCUCAGCCAUAGACAUGUACGGACACCAGUUCUGCCCUGACAACCUAAAGAAACUGAUCCUUUCUGAAACCACCAUCUUUGAUGUCCUGCCCACUUUCUUCUAUCACUCCAACCAGGUGGUCCGCAUGGCAGCCCUUGAGGUGUAUGUGAGAAGAGCCUACAUCGCCUAUGAGCUGAACAGCCUCCAGCAUCGCCAGCUCACAGAUGGCACCUGCCUGGUGGAAUUCCAGUUCAUGCUGCCAUCGUCCCAUCCAAACAGAGGCAGCAGCCCCGCCCUGAGCAGGAUGUCUGUGCCCAUAAGCAUCUCGAACCCCGACUUAGCCCGGCACAGCACUGAACUCUUCAUGGACAGCGGCUUUUCUCCUCUUUGUCAGCGGAUGGGGGCCAUGGUGGCUUUUGACAGAUUUGGAGACUUCACCAGAAACUUUGACGAGGUCAUUUCCUGUUUUGCUGACCCCAACCCUUCCGAGAGCCCCUUGUUCAGUGAGGUGAGGGCCACGCUGUAUGAUGAAGAAGACAGCAAGAACCCCCGAGAGGAGCCCAUCCAUAUCCUGAAUGUUGCUGUUCGGUGGGCAGAGCACCAUGAAGAUGAAGAGCUGGUGCCCGUCUUCAGAGCCUUCGCUCAGUCCAAGAACAACAUCCUUGUUGAAUGUGGGCUCCGAAGAAUCACAUUUUUGAUAACCCAGCAGAGGGAAUUUCCCAAGUUCUUCACAUUCCGGGCACGAGAUAAGUUUGCCGAAGACCGCAUCUACCGCCACUUGGAGCCGGCGUUGGCCUUCCAGCUGGAGCUGAACCGCAUGCGCAACUUUGACCUGACAGCAGUGCCUUGUGCCAACCACAAGAUGCACCUUUACCUGGGUGCUGCCAAAGUGGAGGAAGGCACUGAAAUCACAGACUACAGGUUUUUUGUCCGUGCCAUUGUCAGACACUCGGACCUGAUCACCAAGGAAGCCUCAUUUGAAUACUUGCAGAACGAGGGCGAGCGGCUGCUCCUGGAGGCCAUGGAUGAGCUGGAAGUGGCCUUCAGCAACACGAGUGUCCGCACCGACUGCAACCACAUCUUCCUCAACUUCGUCCCCACCGUCGUCAUGGAUCCCUCCAAGAUUGAGGAAUCGGUGCGCUCCAUGGUGAUGCGCUAUGGGAGCCGUCUAUGGAAACUCCGGGUCCUGCAAGCGGAAGUGAAGAUCAACAUCCGCCUGACGCCAUCUGCCCAGGCCAUCCCCAUCCGCCUAUUUCUCACAGACGAGUCAGGAUACUACCUGGAUAUCAGCCUCUACAAGGAGGUCAACGAUCCCAGCACGGGAAAUAUCAUGUUCCACUCCUAUGGAGACAAGCAGGGACCUCUGCACGGGAUGCUCAUCAACACUCCGUACGUCACCAAAGACCUGCUUCAAUCCAAGCGCUUUCAGGCCCAGUCACUCGGCACCACCUACGUCUACGACUUCCUUGAGAUGUUCCGGCAGGCUCUGUUCAAGUUGUGGGGUUCCACGGAAGCAGACCCUGCAGGUAUCCUGACCUACACGGAAUUAGUGCUGGAUUCUCAGGGGCAGCUGGUACAGAUGAACAGGCUGCCUGGAGGAAAUGAGAUUGGGAUGGUGGCCUUCAAGAUGAAGAUGAAGACCCCCGAGUACCCCCGAGGCCGUGACAUUGUGGUCAUUAGCAAUGACAUCACCUACAAGAUCGGGUCAUUUGGGCCGGAGGAAGACCUCCUCUUCCUGCGUGCUUCAGAGCUGGCGCGCAGCGAAGGCAUCCCCAGGAUCUACAUUGCAGCCAACAGUGGGGCCCGCAUUGGGUUUGCUGAUGAGAUCAAGCACAAGUUCCAGGUGGGCUGGGUGGACCCUGCAGAUCCAUACAAGGGCUUCAAGUAUCUGUACCUGACCCCGCAGGAGUACACCAGGAUCAGCUCCACAAACUCUGUUCACUGUGAGCACGUUGAGGAAGCCGGCGAGUCGAGGUACGUCAUCACCGAUAUCAUUGGCAAAGAAGAAGGCUUUGGCGUGGAGAACUUAAGAGCGUCGGGCACCAUUGCUGGGGAGUCUUCUCUUGCCUAUGAUGAAAUUGUCACCAUCAGCAUGGUGACCUGCCGUGCCAUCGGAAUUGGGGCUUACCUGGUGAGGCUGGGCCAGCGGGUGAUCCAGGUGGACAAUUCCCACAUCAUUCUGACCGGAGCUGGAGCUCUGAAUAAGGUCUUGGGCCGUGAAGUGUAUACUUCAAACAACCAGCUUGGAGGGGUGCAGAUCAUGCACAAUAAUGGCGUUUCCCACGUAACAGUUCCAGAUGAUUUUGAAGGCGUCUACACUAUUCUGCAGUGGCUCACAUUUAUGCCAAAGGACAAUUGUAGCCCUUUGCCUAUCACCACCACAAGUGACCCCAUUGACAGAGAAAUUGACUUUGUCCCUUCCAAAGCUCCUUAUGAUCCCCGGUGGAUGCUGGCAGGGAGACCUCACCCCACUGUGAAGGGAUCCUGGCAAAACGGCUUCUUUGACCACGGCUCUUUCAUGGAGAUGAUGCAGCCCUGGGCCCAGACGGUGGUGGUUGGCAGAGCCAGGCUGGGAGGGAUCCCGGUGGGUGUGAUCGCAGUGGAGACCCGAACAGUGGAGUUGGCGGUGCCGGCUGAUCCAGCAAACCCGGAAUCAGAAGCGAAGAUAAUCCAGCAAGCUGGACAGGUUUGGUUUCCGGAUUCGGCCUUUAAAACAGCCCAGGCUAUCAGAGACUUUGACCGUGAACGCCUUCCUCUUUUGAUUUUUGCCAACUGGAGAGGGUUCUCUGGUGGGAUGAAAGACAUGUAUGACCAGGUGCUGAAGUUUGGGGCGUAUAUUGUGGACAGCCUUCGGCAAUUCAAGCAGCCAGCCCUUGUCUACAUCCCUCCCCAUGCUGAGCUCCGCGGAGGCUCCUGGGUGGUGAUUGAUCCAACUAUCAAUCCUCUUCACAUGGAGCUGUAUGCAGACAGAGAGAGCAGGGGGGGCAUCUUAGAAGCUGAAGGCACGGUGGAGAUCAAGUUCCGGAGGAAGGAGCUACUGAAGACCAUGAGGAGGAUUGAUGCCACCUGUGCCAGGAUUGCUGAGCAGCUGGGUUCCCUGACGCUCUCUGCAGAGGAGCACAAGGAGCUGGAGAAUCAGCUGAAGACCCGCGAGGAUUACCUCCUCCCCAUAUACCACCAGGUGGCAGUGCAGUUUGCUGACCUCCAUGACACGCCAGGGAGGAUGCAGGAGAAAGGAGUUGUUACAGACAUUCUCCAGUGGAAAAAUGCCCGGGCGUUCUUCUACUGGCGUUUGCGGCGCCUCCUGCUGGAGGAAGUCAUGAAGGCAGAGAUCCUAGAGGCUCACAGCGAGUUAAGCAACAGCCACAUCCAGUCCAUGCUGCGACGAUGGUUCCUGGAAACAGAGGGUGCCGUGAAGGGCUACCUCUGGGACAACAACCAAGUGGUGGUGGAAUGGCUUGAGAAGCACCUGCAAGAGGAAGACGGGGCCAAGUCCGCCAUCCAGGAGAACAUCAAGUACCUGAAGAGGGAUUAUGCCCUCAAGCGCAUCCGAAACUUAGUUCAAGCAAACCCCGAAGUUGCCAUGGACUGCAUCAUUCACAUGACCCAACACAUCACUCGUGCUCAGAGGGCCCAGAUCUCUCACCUCCUGGCAACGAUGGACAACCCUUCCUCCUCGUGACUAGGGCAGCCACACGCCCCCCGUUGGCCUCCUUCAGACCUGACAGCCUCGUGGCCAAGCUGCGCAGCACAGAAUGCAUCUUCAGAGCAGGAGUCAAGCAGCAGUUCCUAGAGCACAGCCACAUGGCAGGUGCAGUGGAACGGACCUCUGGAGGACAGCUGGCUGGCCUCACCUGAGCACAAAAUUAUCUGCAGCUGCCUGGCUGGCUAUCAACCGACGGUCUUCUGCAAGUGUAUGUAACCCAGCUACUGUGUGGGUCUUUUCACAUCAAAAUGUGUUGUCUUUAUAAAAUAAUAGUACCAGUUUUCAACAAUUUUUUUUAAAAAAAUGUCUGUGAUGGAAUUCAUUGGAGAACAAUGCCAGUAACCACUUCCAAACCAGUCUCCAAGGCCUUGGCAAAAUGUUGUGUCACACAGACCGCACUGCAGCCACGCUGCACCACAGAACACAUUGCAGAAAUUCCUACAAAAAAUGUUGCUGCUUCUUGGUUGCAGGUGACAUUUUUAGCCCUAUUUGCCUGAUGUAGGAUGUUUUGUCAAUUUCCCUAAUGAAAGGGGUUUUUCCAUCUCCCUCCCUCAUCCGUCCCAACUGCAUCCCUCGAGCGCAAGGCAAUUCUGCCAGGGUCUGCCCACCUCAAAAACAAAGCAGCAUCUCCACCUUCGCUUGGAAACAUUUGCCCAUUUCCUGGUGGUGCCUAAGGCUGCGCCUCCUUCGCCAACCAGGUGCCUUCCAUCAAAGGCUGGCCUAAUGGGAUUAAGUGGACGCCUUGGCCCUGUCGGGGGCAUUGGGUAGGUUGUUGGAAUAGCUGCAACCUGGGAAUUCAAAAUGCAUUUCAAAGGUGUCAGCACCUGGCAGGUGGAAUGUACUGUAAACUGCAUAAUGUUGAGCAGCGUAAGUCCCCCCCCCCAAAAAGAACCUCAUAUAAGAGUGUAAAGGGCAAAGGUGGCAACCAAAGGGAAGUUUAUGUUGCUAAUCCUACCCACGGUUGAGUGUUGACAGUCGCGUUCCAGUGUCCAAACCAGGCUGCCAAGGACUAUUCAAGCCCAGGUGGGUGUUGAGGAACAUGUUGUGUUAAGUUCAGCGACAGGUGGGAGUUUUUUCUAAAAGAAAAAGAGAGUUCUUUCCUCCUUCAAGGAAGGGAGCACCAAGUUCAAAAUAGUUGCUCUUACUCAUAGCAAAUAUGUUAAUUUAUGUGCACAUUGUCAUUUGGGGGGGGGGUCCUCUACUGUUCAAGCUUCUAAUAAACACAGCUAUGUUUACUAGAAAUUAUCCUCUCUGGAUUUUAUUUACAGAUGCCACAUGCAUUUUGUCUGUUACCAUGUCAGAGACUCACAAAACAGGUCUUUUUCAUUCUCUGAGCAUUUCCGACUAUGUUCCUGGCCAUAAAACUAUCUCCUCUCCAUUGCUCUUGUUCUGAAUUGCAAUCUUGAUUUAUUUUUGGACAUACUUCUCUUCCAUUACUGCCUCUAGCAUUAAUCCAUCUUUAUUGUGAAUUUAAAAAAAAUAAUCAUAAGGCCAACAGUAGAAAAUCAUUGGAUGACAAGUCAUGUCAUAUGAGCAGAACUGACAUUACAUUUUCCAAGGGAGGUUUUCUUAAACAAUAAAAAUUCUGUUAGUGCUCAUUUUUCUGGUUUCCAUAGAACCAAAGAAUCAGA
Molecule: messenger RNA, 11626 nt
Organism: Zootoca vivipara (common lizard)
Lineage: Eukaryota; Metazoa; Chordata; Lepidosauria; Squamata; Lacertidae
Gene: ACACB
Product: acetyl-CoA carboxylase beta
Biological process (GO): fatty acid biosynthetic process
Cellular component (GO): mitochondrion
Molecular function (GO): metal ion binding; acetyl-CoA carboxylase activity; ATP binding
Source: RefSeq, a predicted model, not a curated record